CUGUUUUGUUAUCCGAUGCAUCCACACCGCAAAACACAUCCGAUAAAUUUAUUCUCUCGCACCCCGACGUACACAUCGAUCAAUUUCUUCUCCCCCUUCACACCAUCAUCUCUUCUCUUCUUCUCAAUUCUCACCAGAUCCGUCCAUUCCUUCUGCCCUGCAUAUUAGAUCAAUUUCAUCGCCGACCACAUCCAUAGCCGCCGAUGUUGCCUACGACUCCACCCCCUGCAAGCCGCGCGUCGACCGCCGUUUGAUCUACGACACUGGAGUCGUGACGACGGCGGUGCUCGGAGGUGAGUGGUGGGGAUUUAACAUCGACAACAAUGAGGGAGUUGUGACUAAUAGGCUAAUAUAAUUAGGAAUCUACUUAAUAGAUAUUUAGGAAUCUGCCUAAUAUCGAUUUAGGAAUACUUUGUAUUUUGGCAACUCUUCUACUAUAAAUAUAUCUGUCAGGACUCCUAUUGGAGUACCUCUUUCCCAUUAUUUCACAUGGUAUCAAGAGCUCUAGGUUUGUAGAUACAAUUUUUUUCUUUUUUCAGUUCCCAUGAACCUUAUUAUAGCCGCCGCCGCCUUGGGGUCAACUGCCGCCACAUUUACGGUAGUCUCCGAUCCUUUGAAGAUGAGCGCGGCUAAUAUGGCGCAGAUCACCUCUUUCGCGUCGCUGAACACGGUGCUUGCUUCCAGCAUGCCGUUGAGUUCGCCGCCUGCUGCUGCCUAUGUCCGCGCAGCCCACCUUCUCUGCGUCGCUGACCACGGUGCUUGCUUCAAGCGCGCUGUUGAGUUCGCCGCUUGCUGCUGCAGACAUAUAUUCUCAUGGAGAUCUUAUUGUCAAAGAUGUGCCUUCUAAUCUUCCGCUCACGAAUAUAUUUACUAAGAGUGUUUUUUUAGUUUGCAAUUUCAUUUUUUUUAAAAGACAACCUGCGCGUUGUAUCUCCCGCACAGUUUGAGGGGGUGUAAUAGGCUAAUAUAAUUAGGAAUCUACUUAAUAGAUAUUUAGGAAUCUGCCUAAUAUCGAUUUAGGAAUACUUUGUAUUUUGGCAACUCUUCUACUAUAAAUAUAUCUGUCAGGACUCCUAUUGGAGUACCUCUUUCCCAUUAUUUCACAGUGACGACGGUGACGGAUGUCAAUAGCAGUUGGGCGGUGAUGGUGUAUCGGUAGGGAGGCGGGGUAGGCGGUGCCGGCAUAUGGCGCCGGCGAGGGGUGGCGGUAGACGGCGCCGGCAGAGGGUGGUGGCGGCGUACGGUGAUGUCGGUGUGAGAGGCGCAUCUUCAAUUUGCCUGGAAUUCCCUGCGCUAGAAUUCUCUUUGAUUUAAUGAAAUGCAGUUCCUUAUUUAAAAUAAGGGUAUUAUGGUCUACUCAUGCUUAAAUAACUCCUACUAAACAUAAUGUCGGAAAUCGG
Messenger RNA from Cuscuta epithymum, 1400 nucleotides. The record is from the annotation of a GenBank genome assembly. Lineage: Eukaryota; Viridiplantae; Streptophyta; Magnoliopsida; Solanales; Convolvulaceae.